AUGAGUUUUCCGGGCAGGCAUUCCUUUACCCAGUUUAUAGAACAACUCAAUGAAAAAGCAAACAAAUAUUGCAUUUGUUGCCUAGAAAAAGAAGCCACUUCCUUUGAAGAAGCGCUUGUGAAUAAUAAAGAAAGAGAGAAUAAAAUUUUAAGUAGAGAAGAAGAUCCACCAGGUCCACCAAAUAAUCAAUUAAAUACAGAAGCUAAUGAAGAACCAGUGAGUAGCUUAAAUGAAACUGAUAGUGAAC
Molecule: messenger RNA, 247 nt
Organism: Dentiscutata erythropus
Lineage: Eukaryota; Fungi; Glomeromycota; Glomeromycetes; Diversisporales; Gigasporaceae
Source: the annotation of a GenBank genome assembly